[Candida] anglica is the source of this 1129-nucleotide messenger RNA. The record is from the annotation of a GenBank genome assembly. NCBI's taxonomy places the organism in Eukaryota, Fungi, Ascomycota, Pichiomycetes, Serinales, Debaryomycetaceae.
AAAUAUGAAGCACUUGAGAACUACAACAUAAUAACUGUAAACUCAUAUCAAGAAAUAUCAUCAUGGAACAUACUGAGUCUGAGUUGUAUACUUUGAAGAACCAAUUCUACUCGCACCAACACCAAAAGGUUAUUGCGUACUCAUUGGACCAAUUUUCUGAAAAUGUUCAAUUGAGCGUUUUAUCAUUUCAAAUCAGAUCCACCGUGUCACUUGGUAAAGAUGCAUCACCAUUGAUUGAUGAUGGUAAGACCAAGUUUCCUGAAAGUGAAGCUCUUUUCCAAUUAUUACAAGCUUGGAAUGACUUGCAUUCAUUUGGAACUGAUGACAGUACAUACUUCAACGAUGUUGAAACUCCAACAACUGCUCUUGAAGCUGUAUUAACUGCCAUUUAUUUGGUUAAAGUUGGUAAGAAUAUCGACCAAGCCAUUCAAAUUUUAACUACUUAUAUUGAUAGUAAUCCUUCUGAACUUGAACCAUUUUUACUCUUGGUUCAACUUUAUUUGGUUAAGGGUAACUUUACUUCUGCUCUCAAGAUUUUCAAUGAUUUCCAACUGUUUUCAUCUGAUGCUCGUGACUCUAUCAUUUACCUGGUCUUGGAAUCUUGGAUCCAUUCCAUCAAGGGUGAAUCUGAUAACAUAAGUAAUGCUUAUUACUUUUAUGAUGAUUUAUUGUCAGGAGAUUUUGACGAUGAUUCUGAAGGUAAAUUUAAACUUUUAAUUUCCGUAUUUGUACUUACCCUUCAAUUAAAGCAUUAUCCAGAAGCUCAAGAAUUACUUAUUCAAAUUGCAUCUUUGAGUCCAAAGCCUAAUGCUGACUUUAUAGCCAACCAAAUCACUGCUGAUUAUUUGAUGAAUAAUGGAAGUAAAGUUGGUCCACUUUUAGAAGAGUUAGCAUCUGUUGAUCCAGAUCACCAAUUAAUGGUUGAAUUAAAGGAAAAGAAUCAACUUUUUGAUGAAAUUGUUUCUAAAUAUAAAGUAGAAAGUUAGUAAAAUAGUAAUAGGAAUAUAUAAAACAGAUAAAUAAAAAAAAAUUAAAAUUAAAAUUUUACAAGUUGAUCAAUAAUUCAUCUUUUCGUUUAUUAAACAAUAGUUUUAAUGUACUUCUUUCAAUGUGUAUACUGUGUAAGUGU